GAAUUUCUUUGAAUUGAAAAAAUUCCAGAAAAGUUCAAAAGUCGUGACUUUUUUUUUUAAUAAAAUUUCGUACUACGAAUGAAUAUUUCGUACGCAAAAACUUACGUUAGAAGUGGUUGUAGUACUAUGAGAAUUAACAAUAAAACUGUAACAUAAAACAUGGAACAUUCCUCUAAGAAACUACACUCUAAAUUUUCAAGUUCUCAUAUUGUUAUGCACCAAAUAUCCCAAUUUAUAUAAACAUAAAUCUAUCACAAUUACAAUAAUUUUAUUUGAGCAAUAAUGAACUUCGAUGCCACCUCUUCUUGGGUGAAACUGAAUAUUGGAGGAGUGAUAUAUCAAACAACAAAGACAACAUUAAUGAAAGAUGAAAACUCAAUGCUUGCUAAAAUGUUUUCUCAAGAUAGUGAAUUUAUGAGUCCUGGAAAGUUAGAUGACAAUGGUUGCUACUUGAUUGAUCGAAACGGGAGAUAUUUUGAAGCGAUAUUAAAUUAUCUUCGAACUGGAGAACUAAUAUAUGAAUCUAACUUGAAUAUCAAUGGUCUUCUAGAAGAAGCAAAAUUUUUCAAUAUUCAAGAAAUGAUCGUUCGGUUACAACAGCUUGCUGACCGUUCAAACCAUGGGAUUGAUGAUAAUGCGCCACUUACAAGACAAGACGUUGUAAGAGCUUUGACCCAGACAUCUUAUAAGUGCGAAUUGAGAUUUCAGGGUGUUAAUAUGAAAAACGCAAAUUUAAGCCGUCUUGAUUUGCGUAACAUAAAUUUUAAAUAUGCUAAUUUGAGUUAUUGCAAUUUAAGCUAUUGCAAUCUCAGUUUUUGUAAUUUGGAACGCGCUGAUUUGUCCUAUGCUUUUAUGGAUAAUGCACAGCUUUUGGGGAUCAAAGGGCUUUGUGCAAAUAUGGAGGGUGCAAUAUUAUCAAACUGUAACUUUGAAGAUCCAAGUGGAGUAAGAUCAAAUUUGGAAGGAUGUAAUUUAAAAGGGGCAAAUUUGGAGAACAGCAAUGCUCCUUGUGUCAACUUAAGAGUUGCGAGUCUUAAAGGAGCAAAUUUGAAAAAUUGUAUUUUACGUUCAGCGAUACUUGCUGGGGCUGACCUGGAAAGAGCAGAUCUCAGUGGUAGUGAUUUACAAGAAGCUAAUCUCAGAGGAACAAACUUAAAUAAUGCUAAUUUGGAAUUGAUGCAAAAUCCUCUACAUAUGUCACAAGCAAUUCGGUGAUUGAAUUUUAAUUGUAAAAUUGUGACAUUGGAAUGUAGAUAUUGUAUAAACGAAAGAUAUUUUUAUUCUGAGAUAUUUUUGAUCUAUUAAUAAAUGUUAAUAAGUUAUAUUAAUACUGGGAUAAGUAUUUAACUAUCUCUCAUUAAUUACACUUAUAUAAGUAGAUAAGCCCUACAAAAAUAAAUUUUUCUCAAAUAAAGUGCUUUUUAAUAUUAUCGUUGAGACAUAUCAACGUAUAUAAUACAUUUAAUAUGAUAUUACCGUCAUAAUAUUUUUUGAAAUAUGAAGCUAAUUAUCAAUAUUUAUCACUAAGAUGAUGUAAAAUGCUUUUCUCUGCCAAGGGAAUAAUUUGCAUACUUUAAAUAAUAUUGUUGCCUCAUCCAGAAAUUUUUCUAAUAUAUGAGCUAUUCGACCACAAUGUA
Messenger RNA from Clunio marinus, 1637 nucleotides. The record is from the annotation of a GenBank genome assembly. Lineage: Eukaryota; Metazoa; Arthropoda; Insecta; Diptera; Chironomidae.